Neltuma alba is the source of this 834-nucleotide messenger RNA. Its product is annotated as protein ACCELERATED CELL DEATH 6-like. Gene Ontology annotation, cellular component: plasma membrane. The record is from RefSeq and is a predicted model, not a curated record. The transcript has 2 exons. Gene Ontology annotation, molecular function: protein binding. Lineage: Eukaryota; Viridiplantae; Streptophyta; Magnoliopsida; Fabales; Fabaceae. Bases 1 to 834 code for a protein of 277 amino acids.
AUGAUAAACCAGAUAGAUAAUGAUGGGAAUACUCCUUUGCAUUUGGCCACCCUUCACUGCCAUCCCAAAAUUGUGCAUUCGUUGACCUGGGACAACAGAGUUAAUCUCGCUGUGCUAAACCAAGAAAACCAAACAGCUCUAGACAUUGCUGAACUAAGGCAUGGCAAAAAUCCAUCCAUUGCGCAGGUACUUACAUGGAUUGCAUUGCAAUCUGCUGGUACACCUCGAAGUUCUGCUGGGCCAUUGCUUUCAAAUGACACAUUAAUAUAUGGUGAAGAAAGAGAAGCAGCCAGCACCAAAAAAUAUAAAGAUAGACUUGACACUUUGAUAUUGGUUUCAACUCUUAUAAUAACAGCAUCCUUUGCUGCUGGAUUCGCCAUGCCAGGUGGCGUAGAUAAGGGAACAGCUGUUAUGCUGAAUCAUGGGAUGUUCCAUUUGUUCAUUCUCUCCCUCACAAUCUCCGUCUUUGGGGCUAUAAUUACAACUAUAAUUCUCUUGUGGGCUCGUUUAGAUGAUCUGCGUUUAAUGCUUUUUGCUCUGAAGUGUGCGAUGCCAGUUCUAGGUAUUUCUUUGACGACACUAUCUCUGGCAUUUUUGGCAGGUGUGUUUCUUGUGGUCAACAAACUUAGUUGGUUGGCCACCACCUUUUUGGUAUUAAGUGUGGUUUUGGCCUUCAUGGUUGUUUUCUUGUAUGCCCUUCUUUGGCUGCCAUCCUCUUCAACCAUACCAUUCGUUCGAUAUAUUUCCUAUUAUCCCUUUCUUCUUCUUGCUAAGAUAGUUGAAGGGAAAACUGAUGCCAACCACAAAGGUUCCAGUCCUUCUAGUACCCUGUAA